AGGGAAAGGCGGGAUGCGUGCGUGCGGCGUGACGCGUUCGCUCCCGAGGUGUCGAGAGCGCGCACGUCCAUAGAACAACAACAAGAAAAAACAACGACGGCGCGAGGCCUGAGCGCGACGCCUGCUGCGGACUUGGAAGACGCGACUCCGUCACGAUGAAUGUCGGUGUGGCGCACAGCGAAGUGAACCCCAACACGAGGAUCAUGAACAGUCGGGGGAUAUGGCUGACCUAUGCACUCGGGGUUGGCAUGCUGCACAUCGUCUUGCUGAGCAUUCCCUUCUUCAGCGUGCCCGUGGUGUGGACCCUGACCAACGUCAUCCACAAUUUGGGGAUGUACGUGUUUCUGCAUGCUGUUAAAGGGACGCCCUUUGAGACCCCUGAUCAGGGGAAGGCCCGGCUUCUCACGCACUGGGAGCAGUUGGACUACGGUGUUCAGUUCACCUCCUCGCGCAAGUUUUUCACCAUAUCGCCGAUAAUCAUAUACUUUCUGGCCAGCUUCUACACAAAGUACGACCCAACGCACUGCUUCAUCAAUACGGCCUCCCUGCUGAGUGUACUCAUCCCCAAACUGCCCCAGCUUCAUGGAGUCCGCAUCUUUGGCAUCAACAAGUACUGAGACAGCGUGGCAGCGGCCGCCCGACAGUACGUGAACUGAACUGGUGAUCUGUACUUUGUACCCUGGUAGUGUGUACCCGGUGUAUGUCUUAUUGCCACUCACUGCUCCAUGCUGGCAUUUCAGAGGACAGGAGAAUGCAAAGUGCAUUUACUAACAUGAGUAGGUACGUAUUUGAUGGUAGAUCUCUCCAAAGAGCUGGGCAGGCCCAGUCCUAACCCUGGAAAGGCUCCGUCUGAGCACUGGGCGCACAGGGAGAGUUGCCAAGGCAACGGGGAGCGCUCUGGCCAUUUCUGGAUUUGUCGUCGUCGUCUUCUUCUUCUCAGACCAGCUGUCAGUUAGGACUCCCAUUUCCUAAUUUCAUUUGCUUUG
Molecule: messenger RNA, 986 nt
Organism: Erpetoichthys calabaricus (reedfish)
Lineage: Eukaryota; Metazoa; Chordata; Cladistia; Polypteriformes; Polypteridae
Gene: ormdl1
Product: ORMDL sphingolipid biosynthesis regulator 1
Exons: 4
Coding region: 156-617 (153 amino acids)
Biological process (GO): negative regulation of ceramide biosynthetic process; intracellular sphingolipid homeostasis; ceramide metabolic process
Cellular component (GO): endoplasmic reticulum membrane
Source: RefSeq, a predicted model, not a curated record